AUGGCGACGACAACAACCUUCAACGAAAAGGACCCCCGGGCGGGCGACCUCAACGCACCACCCCAGCAGGGGGCUAGGCCGGACCGCGCGCGCCCGUCCUCGCGAUACCUCAAGCUCAAGCGUCUCCCAACGCUGCAAGAGGUGCUUGACCGGCGCACGAGACCGCCCCUCGACCUCUUCUGCUUCUACAUCUUCCUCCAGCGCGAGUCGUCCGAGGACGCCCUCGACUUUUGGCUCGAUGUCCAGCAGCAUGAGAACCUGUGCAAGGCGUACUUCAAGGCAAGUGACAGUGACACUGAUCUGAAACGGUCGGGGCGUACCGUCGACGAGGACUGGCCCGAGUUUGCAAACUAUGCGCGACGGAACGGAUCGUACAUGACCCCCAUGCUCGACUUGAGCGGGAGUGCAGAGCACGUCGCGCCGGCGCGCCGCAGCUCUGAGCUCGUGGCGGAUAGCUUACGGGGGCUGUCGAGCCCCGACCUGCUGUACGACCCCACGAACCCGCACCACAUCGCGUCGCCCACCCUCCUUGGGCCCGGUGGCGCGGGCCACGCGCAGCCCGGCUCGCAGUUAUCCCACCCGGAGCGGGACAAGAACUCGCGUGGGUGGGCUGCACGCAAGUCGCGCGCGCCGACCGUGUUUGCGCGCGACCGGGCGAUCGAGAAGCACGCGCUCGUCGAGAGCGCAGAGCGCAUCUACCUCCGCUACCUGCUCCCCGGUGCCGAGCGCGAAGUGUACCUCCCCACCGCGCUCCGCCUGUCCAACUUCCCCGUCUCGAGCGAGGGCCACACGUCGCCCCUCAUCCCCGACCUGUUCCACGCGCAAAAGCUCUACAUCUUCCGCGCGCUCGAGCAGGACGCCUUCCCACGCUUCCUCCGCGCAAAGGCCUUUGGCAACCUCACGCCCAUGUCGAGCUUUGUCCGUCUCGUCCUUGGCCUGCUCGUGCUCUGGGGCGCGUUUGUGCUCGCAUUCACGUUCAUCUUCCUCGACUGGAAGCCCCGCCGCACGCGCGCGUGGGUCAUCCUGCCAUUCUUCUUCGCCUUCAACCUUUUACUCGCGGCCUACUACUCGCUCUCGCCUCUGUUUGCCGUCUUCUUCCAGUCGGAAACGACACCCUUCCGCCUCAUCACCGUCCGGGAAGCAUACGUUCGCAAGCUUAUCCUCCUGCGAGCGCUGUGGAUCGAAAGUCUUGUCAUUGUCCUCACAGCCAUCUUCACCGUCAUCUUCUGUGUCGUCCCCGGACACCGGUUGUGA
This is a messenger RNA of Vanrija pseudolonga, 1254 nucleotides long. It is a transcript of the gene rax1, whose product is annotated as Protein rax1. Gene Ontology annotation, biological process: intracellular protein localization. NCBI's taxonomy places the organism in Eukaryota, Fungi, Basidiomycota, Tremellomycetes, Trichosporonales, Trichosporonaceae. The coding region runs from base 1 to 1254 and encodes 417 amino acids. The transcript is spliced from 3 exons. The record is from RefSeq and is a predicted model, not a curated record. Gene Ontology annotation, cellular component: plasma membrane.